AUGCUUUUGGGCAAGGGGCCGUUAGACCGCCGUCCGGUGCUAGUAUUGGAUGAGCUGGAGGAUAUCCAAGUGCAUUUACCCUCCCAAAGGAUCACAACGAUUCAACUGGACGGAGUGCAGUAUUUUAUAUCAAGAAUGAACCCCUACAGCCCCGAACUAAAUUAUUUCCUCGCUUAUCAGUAUUGCAGGUCUCUGGGACUGCAGCUAGCGUCAUUUGAAACCAAGGAAAAGGCGGAUUCAAUUACUACAUAUCUAACAAACGCAGGCUACAACAAGUAUGACUUCUGGACAUCCGGUAACAACCUCGGCACUGACAUGUACUUGUGGAUGAGUACCGGUUUGCCAUUCAACGCGACAUUUAACUACAUGAGACGAGUGACAAUGGAUCAACCCAACCACCACGAUGACGAUAGCAUGGACCCAUUAGAUAUGCCCCAGGGAAGCACUGCCCCUCAACGCACCGCCAGGCAUGGUCUGUUUUCUAGGACCGAGCAUGUGAUGACAAAUGGCUGCGUAGCCCUCAAGGCGCCGUCCUUCCAUUGGGAGCCGCAGCACUGCGGAGAGAUCAAGGACUUUAUCUGCGAGCAGACUCGCUGCUACUACUACAACUACGGUUCCAUCCCAGUCUCCUCGGCGCAGGGGAAACCGCUAUCGAUGACGACAACGACGACGGCCCACCCGCUGACCUCGUCGUCGCCGCCACCACCACGCUCCGAACACCUCCCGACACACUUCACUCUUAACGACCUCAUCGGCAAGCUGCGACCAUCAUCCCUCGACGGCCUCCAGUCACCUCACCUCAAGACCGGAGCACUAUUGAAAUCCCCACCUCAGAUCGACUCCCACUACUCGCGGGCUUCCGAUGCCCACUCGAAGGAGGUGAAGGAGCCCGAACAGAAAGAGGACACAACUCAGGGUCCUUACGAGGCCGACGAGGGAAUGGCGGGCGAUGACCCCGCUGCGUAUCUCACCCACGAGGCCCGGGAGCUGUCCGUCGAGGAUGCUCCGUCCACCGUGGAGCCGGACGCCACAGAGCACUCCGUCCACGCCAGCGGCAUGUUGGCACCCCCCGCCUACUAG
Molecule: messenger RNA, 1080 nt
Organism: Danaus chrysippus (African queen)
Lineage: Eukaryota; Metazoa; Arthropoda; Insecta; Lepidoptera; Nymphalidae
Source: the annotation of a GenBank genome assembly